CUCUCGCCGGCUGCAUUGUGGGAAGCUGACCUCACUCGCUGCUGCCGCCGCCCCGCCGGCUCCGGCACUCGCCGCCAUGGGGGCCGUGACCGACGAUGAAGUUAUCCGCAAGCGGCUGCUGAUCGAUGGCGAUGGAGCUGGUGACGACAGGCGGAUCAAUUUGUUGGUGAAGAGUUUCAUUAAGUGGUGUAAUUCCGGAUCUCAGGAGGAAGGAUACAGCCAGUACCAACGAAUGCUGAGUACUUUAUCACAGUGUGAAUUUUCAAUGGGAAAAACUCUGCUGGUGUAUGACAUGAACCUAAGAGAGAUGGAAAAUUAUGAAAAAAUCUAUAAGGAUAUAGAAAAUAGUAUAGCUGCAGCUCAUGAGAAGAUAUCUGAAUGCAAAAAACAAAUCCUUCAAGCAAAAAGGAUUCGAAAAAAUCGUCAGGAAUAUGAUGCAUUGGCCAAAGUCAUACAGCAUCACCCAGACAGACAUGAAACACUAAAGCAGCUAGAAGCUUUGGGAAAAGAACUGCAAAAUCUUUCUCACAUUAAAGAAAACGUUGAAGAUAAGUUGGAGCUGAGAAGGAAGCAGUUCCAUGUUCUCCUGAGCACCAUCCAUGAACUUCAGCAAACCCUGGAGAAUGAUGAAAAACUUUCAGAAGCUGAGGAAUCCCAAGAAACUCAGAUAGAAGCAGAGGCCAAGCAGUAGAUGUCAUAUGAAGACUGACAAUACAACACAAGAAAGUCCAAGUAUCUUCACUUUUUGUUGAAAUCAACAGAAAGAGAUGGAGCUGGAAAUAGUUUCCUACUGCUCCUGUGAAUUUUUGUAUAAAAAUAUGUGUUUUGCAUAUGCUUCAGGGGAAAACAGUUGCAGAUGUUUGCAGACAGGCACUCAGUGUUAAUCCACAAACUUUGUAAUUUGUGAUAAAUAUACUUUGUUUCACAAAGGAUGAAGCUUUUACACCAUACUUGUGAACUAAAGUGUUUGCAAAACUUUGCCAAUAAAAGGUGUUUUCACA
Messenger RNA from Parus major (Great Tit), 1001 nucleotides. It is a transcript of the gene THOC7, whose product is annotated as THO complex 7. Gene Ontology annotation, biological process: mRNA processing; mRNA export from nucleus. The coding region runs from base 77 to 691 and encodes 204 amino acids. NCBI's taxonomy places the organism in Eukaryota, Metazoa, Chordata, Aves, Passeriformes, Paridae. The record is from RefSeq and is a predicted model, not a curated record. Gene Ontology annotation, cellular component: THO complex part of transcription export complex. The transcript has 8 exons.